Molecule: messenger RNA, 1610 nt
Organism: Zophobas morio
Lineage: Eukaryota; Metazoa; Arthropoda; Insecta; Coleoptera; Tenebrionidae
Product: zinc finger Y-chromosomal protein 2-like
Exons: 2
Coding region: 182-1522 (446 amino acids)
Biological process (GO): regulation of transcription by RNA polymerase II
Molecular function (GO): RNA polymerase II transcription regulatory region sequence-specific DNA binding; DNA-binding transcription factor activity, RNA polymerase II-specific
Source: RefSeq, a predicted model, not a curated record
UUAGAAUUGAGGUCAAGGUUGUGUCUUACUUUUUACUGAAAAACAAACUUAUUUUUUGGAUAUAAAACUGUCUUAAGUGGCUGCAGACCUAGAAACCUUGUAAUUUUCGUAUUUUUACCGAAGCAUCAGGUAAGAAAUUACAUUAUCACGCCAUGGUACAACGAUAACAAAUUCAGGUGAAAUGUCGAUUUUGGAAAAGUUUGUCAACGUGGAAUCUUCCCCAGACCAUGAACUGGACCAAUCAGUUUUUCUCACCCAAAAUUCCUCUCCAGCGACCCUUUUCAACUGUGAAAACAGCAACAUCGAAUAUUACCACUGCAAAGACUGCAACUUCCAGACGGAACUAACAAUCCACUUGACUAACCACAUCAAAGAAUGCCACCACAGCCCCAAGAUCCGCGCCCCCCUGAAACACCCCAUUCGAAAACACACUUGCAGAAAGUGCUCCUUCGAAACCCACUUCUCAAUCAUGUGGCUUCAGCACGUCAUCACGUGUUCGCGAAAACGCCGCCUCCAAAUAAUCAAGCGUGACAAGACCGCCAAAACGAGCUUUUGGUAUAAAUGUGACCAAUGCGGCCUCAAAACCAAAUACAAAAAAGUCAUAAAAGCCCACAAGAUCUCGAAGCACCUCAAGGACGAAGAAAUCGUCUGGUACGAGUGCGAGAAGUGCCCCUACAAAGCCAAACUGCGCGCCAACUUGAACAAACACAUGAAAAACCGCCACUUGGACCAGCACGACAUUAAAUGGUACAUUUGCCAGGAGUGCCCCUUCCGAACUAAACAGUCCGCGCACUUGAAAAGCCACAUGAACUCCCGCCACUUGAACGAACAAGACGUUAAAUGGUACCAGUGCCCCCACUGCCCCUACAAAACCAAAGUCAACUCGAACUUGAAAAUCCACAUCAAUUCGCAGCACCUGGACGCCGAUAAAGUGAAGUGGUACGAGUGCAAGCUGUGUCCGUUUAAAGCCAAGACGAACUCGGCGCUUUCGCAGCACGUGCGGACGCACUACAACGUGGAUAUUAAGUGGCGCGAGUGUGACAAAUGCCCAUACAAAGCGAAACGAAGCGCCGAUUUGAAGAACCACGUGAACGCCCAUCAUUUGGACAUGCGGGAUAUCCGGUGGUACGAGUGCAAGAAGUGCUCGUUUAAAACUAAGCAGAAUUGCAAUUUAAUUCGGCACGUGAAUGGGCAGCAUUUGGGGGAAGGGGAGAUUAAGUGGUACGAGUGCCAGAGCUGUUCUUACAAAGCCAAGCAGAAUUCGCACUUGAAGAGUCACGUGAUUGCGCACCAUUUGGAUGAGGGGGGUGCGGGGGUGGAUUUGAGGCAGGGGUUUAAGUGGUUCGAGUGCCAGGUUUGCUCGUUUAAGAGUAAGCAGAGUUCGAAUUUGAAGCGGCAUGUAAAUAUGCAGCAUUUGGGGGAAGAGAAUAUUAAGUGGUUUGAGUGUGAUAAGUGCGCGUAUAAGGCUAAGCAGAGUUCGCAUUUAAAGAAACAUAUAAAGGUGCAUCAUUUGGAUGAGUGAAGAGAGAAGUUUCAUAAAUGCAUUUUUGUUGUUAUUUGCAGUGUGUUUGUUUAACUUUGUUGAUAUAAAAAUACAUAUUUUUCAUGAA